This is a messenger RNA of Cavia porcellus (domestic guinea pig), 3371 nucleotides long. It is a transcript of the gene Ccdc120, whose product is annotated as coiled-coil domain containing 120. Bases 459 to 2441 code for a protein of 660 amino acids. The record is from RefSeq and is a predicted model, not a curated record. The transcript has 11 exons. NCBI's taxonomy places the organism in Eukaryota, Metazoa, Chordata, Mammalia, Rodentia, Caviidae.
CCCGUUCCCGCACCCGAGGCUGGAGCUCAGUGGCGGAGGUAGCCGUGCCGCCGUGAGCUGACCGACCCGACCUAAAGGUGGGGGGCGGGGGCUCAUUGCCCACGGUGGGGCCUGUGCACCUCUCUCACCCUCUGGACGCUCCCUGUUUGGCCCCCACAGUUAACAGUCGCGGGGCUGACCGCGGCCCGCAGACGGGGAGCGAGAGUGGGUGGAGGGAGAGGCGCGCGCCUGGAUCGAGCGUGGCGUCGCGAGGGAGGGGUGCGCCCACCACAGCCCCGCCGGGCACCGAACACUCCUGCGCCGCAGGCCAGGACCCUUGGCAAGACUUCAGGCUGUGGCCCAUGGGCCUCUGAGGAGGCAUAAGUCUGCCCAGCUUCCUGCUUGCUGUGUUCCCACUCAAUGGGAAGGGAACCAAGGCCUUGUCUAGCCAUCAGCCACGGGCUCCCUACAGCAUCAGGAUGGAAGUCAAAGGUCAGCUGAUCAGCUCUCCUACCUUCAAUACCCCAGCUGCUCUGUUUGGAGAGGCUGCCCCCCAGGUGAAGUCAGAGCGUCUUCGGGGGCUGCUUGACCGGCAGCGGACCCUGCAGGAGGCGCUGAGCCUAAAACUUCAGGAACUCCGAAAAGUUUGUCUCCAGGAGGCGGAGCUCACUGGCCAGUUGCCUCCAGAGUGCCCACUGGAGCCUGGUGAACGUCCCCAGUUGGUCCGCCGGCGGCCCCCUGCAGCCCGUGCCUACCCUCCACCACACUCUAACCCAGGACAUCACUCCUUGUGCCCUGCUGAGGAGUUGGCUCUUGAGGCCCUGGAGCGAGAGGUGUCAGUGCAGCAGCAGAUUGCUGCAGCUGCUCGUCGCUUGGCCUUGGCUCCUGAGCUGAGUGCUGAGCAGCGCCGGCGCCGGCGCCAGGUGCAGGCAGAUGCACUGCGGAGGCUACAUGAGUUGGAGGAGCAGCUUGGAGAUGUCCAGGCCCGCCUCGGCCUCCCAGUGAUCCCACCCCAGCCACUGCCACUGUCCUCGGGGGCACUCAUCACCACCCAGGGGGUCUGCCUAGGCACGCGCCUCACUCAACUCAGCCAAGACGAUGUAGCCUUGCACUCGGAAAGCAGCUCCCUCUCAGAAUCUGGGGCCAGCCAUGAUAAUGAGGAGACCCGUGGCUGCUUCUCUCUGGCAGAGCGCCCCUCACCACCCAAGGCCUGGGACCAACUGCGGACAGUAUCUGGGGGGAGCCCUGAGAGGCGAACCCCAUGGAAACCACCCCCAGCAGAUCUUUAUGGGGAUCUGAAGAGCCGACGGAACUCUGUGGCCAGCCCAACCAGCCCCACCCGCUCGCUGCCCAGGAGUGCCUCCAGUUUUGAGGGGCGAAGUGUGCCUGCCACCCCUGUUCUCACCCGGGGCGCUGGCCCCCAGCUGUGCAAACCCGAAGGCCUCCAUUCUCGCCAGUGGUCCGGCAGUCAGGACUCCCAGAUGGGCUUCCCCCGGGCAGACCCUGCCUCCGAUCGCGCCUCCCUCUUCGCAGCUCGCACCCGCCGCAGCAACAGCUCUGAGGCCCUGCUGGUGGACCGGGCAGCUAGUGGGGGAGCUGGCUCCCCACCUGCCCCUCUGGCUCCCCCUGCCACUGGCCCCCCAGUCUGCAAAAGCAGUGAGGUGCUGUAUGAGCGCCCCCAACCACCUCCUGCCUUCUCCUCCCGCACAGCUGGCCUUCCAGACCCUCCCCGGGCUACCCGGCCAAGUUCAGCAGCCCCUGUCUCCCGUGGGGCCUCCAGGCUCCCACCUGUGUGUGGGGACUUCCUCGUGGACUAUUCUUUGGACCGGGGCCUGCCUCGAGGUGCUGGUGGGGCAGGUUGGGGGGAACUGCUGCCUGCAGCUGAGGCCCCAGGACCCCUUUCCCGUCGGGAUGGGCUCCUCACCAUGCUCCCUGGCCCACCACCCAUGUAUGCAGGUGACAGCAGCAGCCCCCUCCUCCGCAGCAAGGACCCCCACCCCCGUACUACCCGUACUAAGCCCUGUGGCCUGCCCUUGGAAGCUGCUGAGGGCCCAGAGGUGCAUGCAAACUCUCUGCUGUGGAUGCCCCCACCCACCCGUAUACCCCCAGCUGGUGAGCGCAGCGGCCACAAGAACCUAGCCUUGGAAGGGCUGCGGGACUGGUACAUCCGGAACUCAGGACUGGCCAUGGGGCCCCAGCGCCGGCCUGUGCUGCCACAUGUGGGCCCACCACACCCACCCUUCCUCCAUGCCCGCUGCUAUGAGGUGGGCCAGGCGCUCUAUGGGGCCCCCAGCCAGGCACCACUCCCGCACUCAAGGAGUUUCACAGCACCCCCUGUCUCCGGCAGAUACUACGCGGACUUCCUGUACCCCCUGGAGCUGAGCGCUCGCUUAAGUGACCUGACGCUAGAGGGGGAGCAGUCUUCCAGUUCUGACCCCCAAACCCCAGGGACACUGGUUUGACUUUCUGCUAUGCCCCAUGUUGGCCUGAGCAUGACUCCAGCUUGAGCGCACAGGUGACCUUGCUGAGCUCUGGGAUGUGGUUGUUCUCAGUCCUGUGGGGCACCAACCUGAUAUUCCAAGGCCCUGGCUCCCCAUGGGCCCAGGAGGUUUCUGAUACCCUGCUUCUCCUCUCAUACUGUACUGGGGACUGGGGGCUUCAGUCACCUUCACAGAGGAGAGGAUAAUGUCAUGGGGACUCCAAGCCCCUUCCUACAUUUCUGUUUACAGUUGUGACUUAGUAUUCACUGUCUUUACCCAACACUAGGCAUUUUAUAAAAGGAAAACUGUGAGUUUGUUCUGGUUGGGUUCAUUCCUGUCCCCAUGCCCAACCUGUUCCAUUUAGGAACACCGCCCCCAAAGAAAUGAAUCAUGCAGGGUCUUGGGGCCCUGUUUAGAACUACCAGGAGACUGGUUUGAACAGAACUCCUUGCUGUCCCCUACUAGAGGAGUUCUUGUGCAGGUAGGCUUUCUGCCCACCUUUGGAUGAAGUCUGGAUGGGAAACCUGAAGGAGCCCCUGUCCCUCUCUCAGCCUGUGUGCCCACCAUCCCAUCAGGAGGCCCCACAGGAGGUUGACAAAGGGUAGAGCCAUCAGGUGUGUUGCAUCCCGAGAUGCUGUGGUGGUUGCACCUAGUAUCUGGUAGAUGCCAGUAAAAUCCUCAGGUGACGUCUGGCCAUGACCACGUCACAUCCUCCUUGGCUUUCCUUACAUUCACCACUUUUUAAACAAAUCUAUACAAACUGUUUUCUAUACCUAUCUGUGACUUUAUGGAGCCGGGGGGUUCCCCUACCCCCUUUAAUCUGGUGUUAAACUUGUUUUUGUACCAGUGGAUCUGGGCCCAAUACACUACCCACACUGGAAGGGGAUUUCUAUAAUAAAUGUGUAAACUGAA